This is a messenger RNA of Condylostylus longicornis, 1690 nucleotides long. RefSeq lists its product as uncharacterized. The record is from RefSeq and is a predicted model, not a curated record. Bases 28 to 1485 code for a protein of 485 amino acids. The transcript is spliced from 7 exons. NCBI's taxonomy places the organism in Eukaryota, Metazoa, Arthropoda, Insecta, Diptera, Dolichopodidae.
AGAGUUUUUAGAAGAAAUUUAAUAAUAAUGUCAUCAAUUACAACAACAUCCCCAUCAAAAGAACAAUUUUGUUCCUUUAUAUCAGAAUUUAUUGAUAAAAGUAAAAAGAUUAUUGUGGAAUCGGAGGACGUUUUAGAUUACGAUGCUGUUGAAUUAACAUUAUUGUUAAAAUCAAUUGGUUUUCAAUUACAAUCAUUAGAAUUUUUUUCGAAACCUGAUGAUGAAGCUAAGGAUAUUGAAAUUGAAAUAAAAUGUAAACGAUCUGGAUUACAUUCAAAACUUAAAAUGAUAACAAAUAAUUGUACGUGUCCAAUUAAUGAUCCAUCAUCAAAUAAUAAUUCAUUUUGGGAAGUUCAAGGCAUAGCACCAGUUUCUGGUUUAAUGAAACCCCAAGGGUUAGUUCAGGAUACUUCUUGUAAUCUAUUACCAGAAAUAACGAAGAAAACUAAUAAUUUGGCAAGAACAAUGUUAACUAUUUUACAGCAACAUUAUAAGGCUGAUUUCGAUCCUAAAGGAGCCAAAAUUAAGCAAGUUGAUGUUAAAGAAAUUUUAGAACGUUUUCAAUCAAAAAAUAUUAAUAUGGAUUCGCUCAAACCAAAUACUGAUUGUCCUUCUCCAAAUAAUGUAUUAAAAAAAUCGACGCAACAUUGUUCGACUCCAUUGAGUUCCAUAAAUGUUGACUCCACCGCUUUAUGUGAAACAAAUUUGACCGUACAAGUAGAUGACGGUGAUGUUCAAGCUUAUAAAGAAACCAAUGGAGCAAAUGUAACAAGUGAAACUGAUGUAAAUUAUGUUACAAGUAUAGAAACUGCUAAUAAUGGCAUCAAUUUUGCUAUUAAUAACAUUUUGUUAAAAGACAAUGAUACUUUUGAUCAAUUGAAUCCAGAAAAUGAAAAAGAAAUUUGUUUAAUCGAAAAUAUUACUGAAGCUCGCAAAAAUUUAGAUACUGCUUUAUUAUUAUUAAAAUGUAAUGUUACGAGGGAAAUUUCACCAGGUUCGUCAAUUUUAACAGUUACUCCUCAAAAUUUAAAGAAAAAAGGGCAAACAUCUAAUACCAGAAGAUCAACACCUCUAAUUUCACUUCCAUUGGAGAGAUCAAGGUUAGCGAAUUCCAAUAAUUUAUCAGUAGAUUCUCGAAAUAUGAGACGGCAUUCUGUUGGUGGUCGAAACGAUGCAUUUUUGUCAUCAUCUUUAUCGCCUUCCGAAGCUGAAAUAUUGACCAUGCGGCAAGGAAGUGAUUUGUCACUCGAUAACUUGAAAAGAAAACCGAAACUAAGUCCUUUAACAGGGAAAUUAAUAAAACCAGAUACUCCACGUCCAAGUAGUGGAAAAGUUUAUGGAAUUAAAGCUAGUCUUGUUAAAAAAGCAUUAUCGACUCCUCAUCAAAGAUCUGCUAAUUCUGCAAAACCACCUAUUAAUAAAGCACCUGGUCAAACAACAUCAGAUAUUGGUAGUGUUAAUGGAAUAAAGAAAACAAUAAAAUGAAUUGGUUCUGCGUAAUGGAAUAUGAUGGGAGCGUUAAAUUACAUUUGUAUUCGUUUUUAACAUUAAUAUCCUAUUUUUUUAAUAAUUUAUAUAUGUAUGUAUGUAUAUGAAAACAGAAAACAUUCUCAUUAAAUUAUUUAUUUUUCGAUUUGUUAAUUUUUUCAAUAGAAAAUAUUAUUUGAUAUGAAUUCAAUAAAAAUUAUAA